UUGUACAAUUAUUAACAUCGAGGCGCGUUCACGUACCGACCGUUAGAUCCGCCUUCACUUGUCGCCCAUCAAACUGUCACAACUUGAGUGAAGAGCUUAAAGAACACUUCCUCUGUUUUAUCCACCUAAACACGGAUAUAUCACCAUUAAAACCACAAGAUGUGGAGGUCAGCCGUGGGCCACAACGUGAGCACGAAGGUGGCUGAAGACGCGGACGACGAUUGGGAGACAGACCCAGACUUUGUGAAUGACGUAUCGGAGGAGGAGCAGAGGUGGGGUGCAAAGACCGUCGAGGGAUCAGGACGGCAAGAAACCUUCAAUAUUAAAGAGCUCAGAAAGAACGUUGCCUCGGAGCACGAGCAGGGGAAGCAGAAGGAAAACACUCCCAAAGCGUCGUACGGAUAUGGAGGGAAGUUUGGAGUCCAAAAAGACCGAAUGGACAAGGCGGCUUUGGGUAAUGACUAUGUGGCAGAAGUCGAGCAGCACUCCUCCCAGAAAGAUGCAGCAAAAGGGUUCGGCGGGAAGUAUGGUGUUCAGAAAGACCGCGUAGACAAGUCUGCUUUGGGCUAUGAAUACAAAGGAGAAACAGAGAAGCACCAGUCACAGAAAGAUUACUCAAAGGGAUUUGGAGGGAAGUAUGGUGUUCAGAAAGACCGCGUCGACAAGUCUGCUGUGGGCUAUGAACACAAAGAAAAGUUGCAGCAACAUGAAUCUCAGACAGAUCAAUCAAAGGGAUUUGGAGGGAAGUUUGGUGUUCAGAAAGACCGCGUCGACAAGUCUGCUGUGGGCUACGGACACAAAGAAGAGUUGCAGCAACAUGGAUCUCAGACAGAUCAAUCAAAGGGAUUUGGAGGGAAGUUUGGUGUUCAGAAAGACCGCGUCGACAAGUCUGCUGUGGGCUUUGAACACAAAGAAGAGUUGCAGCAACAUGGAUCUCAGACAGAUCACUCAAAGGGAUUUGGAGGGAAGUUUGGUGUUCAGAAAGACCGUGUCGACAAGUCUGCUGUGGGCUACGGACACAGAGAAGAGUUGCAGCAACAUGGAUCUCAGACAGAUCAUUCAAAGGGAUUUGGAGGGAAGUAUGGUGUUCAGAAAGACCGCGUCGACAAGUCUGCUGUGGGAUUUGAACACAAAGAAGAGUUGCAGAAACAUGAACCUCAGAAAGCGAGUGCAGGUGCAGGUGCAGGAUCACUGAAGGCCCGUUUUGAGAACAUGGCCAAAGCUUCAGAUGAAGAGAACAAGAAGAGAGCAGAAGAGGAGAAAGCGAGGAGAGAAGCCAGAGAAGCCAGAGAGCGAGAGGCUGCCAUGCACAGACAAGAGGAAACACAAGAGGAAACACUCAUAGAAGAAGAAGAAGAAGAGGAGGAACCAGAAUACGACCAGCCCCCGGCGUUGCCUCCGCGCACAGACGAUUCCUUCGAACCGGAAGCUCCUCCGUGCACGGACGAUUUCCUCGAACCGGAAGCUCCUCCGUGCACAGACGAUUUCCUCGAACCGGAAGCUCCACCGUGCACAGACGAUUUCUCCGAAUCGGAAGCUCCACCGCUGCCCAGAAGGUCCGCAGAGGUGGAGGAGGAUGAAGGAGAGUACGAGGAACUUGAACCACCAGCACCGAUAGCUGAAGAUAACGACUAUGAAGACCUGUCAAGCGGCCUGCAGGCUGUAGCAAUUUACGACUAUCAAGGAGAGGGUGAUGACGAGAUCUCCUUCAACCCGGAUGACAUCAUCACCAACAUAGAGAUGAUUGACGAGGGCUGGUGGAAGGGGCAGUGUCACGGAUGCUUCGGUCUUUUCCCGGCCGCUUAUGUUCAGCUGAUGGAGUGAGCGACGUGCUGCUCAGGGAGGUUGCGCUUCACUUAAACUAUCAUGUUUCUUCGGUUGUUCAACAGGGGGAAUUCAUUUUAACACUGUAUUUAAAAAGUAAAUCACAGAAUAUUUGUGCCAAAAUGGCUUCUGAUCAGCCAAUUUCUAGUUUUAUUGUGUAAUAUCUCGGGUCUGUGGCAAAGGCCCAAUCCCAGUGUCCACACUCACAGACUUUAAGGCACGUUCCCGUAAAGUCUGUGAGGGUAUCUGAUGUUAUGACCAUGUUAAUGGUGAGGAGUUGCAUCUUUUAUCUGCAAUGAACUGAUUGGAUUGAAUAAAAUAUUCUACAGGAG
Messenger RNA from Sebastes umbrosus (honeycomb rockfish), 2156 nucleotides. RefSeq names its product hematopoietic cell-specific Lyn substrate 1 (gene hcls1). Gene Ontology annotation, molecular function: actin filament binding. The coding region runs from base 160 to 1824 and encodes 554 amino acids. Lineage: Eukaryota; Metazoa; Chordata; Actinopteri; Perciformes; Sebastidae. The transcript is spliced from 20 exons. The record is from RefSeq and is a predicted model, not a curated record. Gene Ontology annotation, biological process: regulation of actin filament polymerization. Gene Ontology annotation, cellular component: plasma membrane; actin filament; site of polarized growth.